Messenger RNA from Zychaea mexicana, 888 nucleotides. RefSeq lists its product as uncharacterized. Gene Ontology annotation, biological process: fatty acid elongation. Lineage: Eukaryota; Fungi; Mucoromycota; Mucoromycetes; Mucorales; Lichtheimiaceae. The transcript is spliced from 7 exons. The record is from RefSeq and is a predicted model, not a curated record. The coding region runs from base 1 to 888 and encodes 295 amino acids. Gene Ontology annotation, molecular function: oxidoreductase activity, acting on the CH-OH group of donors, NAD or NADP as acceptor.
AUGUCUUCUUUUGAUACUGCAAACGAGCGCGUCGGCCAGAUUGCAGCGCACUUGGCCAAGGUGGGCCCUUCGCUUAAGGACAAAGUAUGCAUUGUCACAGGCGCUAACUCAAUUCGGGGCAUUGGUCGUGCUUCUGUAUACGCUCUAGCUAAACGUGGCCCCAAAGCGAUUUUCGCCACGGAUCUACAAGACGAGAAUCUCAAAGAACUUGCUCGAGACAUUGAAAAACAGAACCCGGGGGUUAUUUGUAUUGCUCGCACGGUAGAUGCAGCAUCUACUGCUGGAGUUACUGGAGUAAUCAAUGAAGCAAUGGAGAAGUUUGGGCGGCUCGACGUGUUUUUCGCCAAUGCAGGUAUAUCCACCCCUUAUGCGCGACUACAAGAUGAAACCGAAGCAUCCUUUAUGAAAAUCUUGCGUGUGAACUCCUUGAGCGCGUUUUUGGCUCUUAAAUUUGCUGGCACGGCCAUGCAAGAAACUGGAAAAGGUGGUAAAGAGUUUUCAGGAGGAUCGAUUAUUUGUACAGCUUCGGUCGCUGGUCUUCGCUCAGGUGCUCCACCAGAAUAUUCUGCAUCGAAAGCAGCAGUCAUUAACUUGUGCCAAACCAGUGCAUACCAGUAUGCUGGAACGAAUGUGCGCACCAAUGCCAUCCUUCCAGGUUUCACCGAGACCGGAAUGACAUCACCGCUCAUGGAUUUCGCUAAAUCAAGAGGCACUACGCAUAAACUUGGUCAACUUAAUCCUCUGAAGCGUUACGCUGUUCCUGCGGAGGUUGCUACACUCGUUGCUUUCUUAGCCAGUGAGGAGGCAUCUUAUAUCAAUGGACAGGCUUUUGCUGUAGACGGCGGCCUCUCUUCCAGCCUCCCAGUCAUUCCAGGUCGCUUUAGAUAA